Molecule: messenger RNA, 2683 nt
Organism: Cuscuta epithymum
Lineage: Eukaryota; Viridiplantae; Streptophyta; Magnoliopsida; Solanales; Convolvulaceae
Source: the annotation of a GenBank genome assembly
CCCUAUCACACCCCGUUUAAACCAUCCUUCAUCUCCUUCAGAGUUGAUAAAGCUGCGCCUCCACGCGUUCUCCCCCAACACCCUCGGUGUCGGCAAUCACCUCCGAAAUACUCCUCCCAUCUAAAACUUCUGUCAGACUCUAGCCCAAACAUUCGGCAGCAGGCAGCAGCACUUUUGUACCCCAAUCUGUCAUUCGUUGAGUGUCCUAGAGUCGACGAUGCUAAGAGAAACGGCGGUGCGGUGAAGAUGCUUAGAUAAUCGGCAAUGCGGGGAGGAUGCUAACAAAAGCGGUUAAACGGGUGAAAUAUUAUCUAAAGGUUGAUAAAAAUUAGGUGCGCAAAGCAACUUUGGAGGGGCGCGGAGCAUCCCCAUCUAUUAAUCAUACCCAUGGAGACACACGGGGGUAGUCGCAGGAGUAUGAAGAUAACUGAAUCCUCGAAAUCCAGCCGCCACAGCCACCUCCGUCGUCGAAGUUCGUAUGACACGGAUUCAGAUUCCGCGUCUCCUGCAGCCUCAGACUCGGAUUCUUCCAGCCGCGAGUCAUCUCCAUCCAGACGCAAUCGAAAUCGCAGUCGUAGCAUUCGACACAGAUUGAAGAAUUCCAGUGAUUCUGAGACGGAGGGAGAUGAUAGGAGGAAGAGUAAGAAGAGGAAAAUCACGGAUGAGCAGAUUGCUGAGUACAUGGCAAAGAAGGCUGAGAAAAAGUUGAAGAAGGCGGCGAAGAAACUGAACGCAAAACACAAGCUUUCUGGGUACUCAAACGAUUCGAAUCCAUUUGGAGAUUCAAAUCUAAACGAGAAAUUCAUCUGGGAAAAGAAAAUCCUCAGGGACAUAUCCAGAGGCGUUCCUCUCGAUUCAUUCUCACUCAAAGCUGAAAAGGAAAGACAGAAAGAACGGAUAGCAGAAAUAGAGAAGGUGAAGAAGCGGAGAGAAGAGCGAGAGGUAGAAAAGGCUCAGCGUGAGGAGGAAAUGGCCAUGCUUGCCAGGGAGCGUGCUAGAGCCGAGUUUCAAGAUUGGGAGAAAAAUGAAGAGGGAUUCCACUUUGCCCAAAGCAAAACCAGGACAAAGAUUCGAAUCCAACAAGGGAGAAUCAAGCCAAUUGAUGUUUUCACCAAGCAGCUCGAUCCUUCUGAUUAUUUUGACAUAGAAAUCAACAAGCCCUACAUGGUUUUCAAGGGUUUAACUAUAAAGGAAUUAGAAGAGCUUGAAGAGGACAUCAAGCUACACCUUGACCUGGAUAGGGCUACAGAAACACAUACACAGUACUGGGAAGCACUUUUGGUGGUUUGCAAUUGGGAAUUGGCCGAAGCAAGGAAAAAGGAUGCCAUGGAUCGAGCCAGACUGCGUGGAGAGCAUUUACCCCCAGAGUUGCGGGCUGAAGAGAGGGGUCUGCAUUCUAGCAUUGAAGCAGAUGUGAAGCUCAUCUUGCAGGGUAAGAGCUAUGAAGAGUUGGAAGCUCUCCAGUCUCAAAUCGAGUCCCAGAUGCGCUCUGGUACAGCUAAAGUCGUUGAGUAUUGGGAAGCUGUUCUUAAGAGACUCCAGAUUUUCAAGGCCAAGUCUUGCCUUAAAGAAAUCCAUGCCAAAUUGUUGCGUAAAUAUCUGGAAUUUCUUGAAAAGCCAUCUUCUGAGAAGAAAGAUGAUGAAAAUGAUAUGAACUUUAUUAAGCCCGGCAUUGAAGAAGAGGCGGAUGACCAUAUUGAAAAGGAAGAGACUGUGCUGAUUGAAGAAGAUACUAAGGAAGAUGUAAGAGUUGAAGAAGAAGAAGAUGAUAUGUAUGCUGGAUCACAUUCGCCUGUAUUAAUAAAUUCUGACGAAAAGGAAGAAGCAAUAGAUCCUGAAGAAGACAGAGCAAUGCUUGAAAAGAAGAGAAUGUCAGUUCUGGAAGAUAAAGUCUUUGAGAAGAAGGCAUUGAAAGCCAUGGGAGCUAUGGAGGAAGGAGACACAAUGUUUGGCUCUAACGACGAAGUUAAUAUUGAUUCGCAGGUUUACUGGUGGCAUGACAAGUACCGACCAAGAAAGCCGAAGUACUUAAAUCGUGUUCAUACUGGAUAUGAAUGGAACAAGUAUAACCAGACUCACUAUGAUCAUGACAACCCACCCCCAAAGAUUGUGCAGGGAUAUAAGUUCAAUAUACUUUUUCCGGAUCUAGUUGAGAAGUCAAAGGCCCCUACUUUUGUGAUAGACAAGGAUGGUGAUAGUGUUGAUACUUGCAUCAUAAGGUUUCAUGUGGGCCCGCCUUAUGAGGACAUAGCUUUCCGGAUCGUUAACAGAGAAUGGGAAUACUCUCAAAAGAAAGGGUUCAAAUGCACAUUCGACGGAGGGAUUCUGCAUUUGUAUUUUAACUUCAAACGCCAUAGAUACCGUCGGUGAAGGGAAUUCUUAUAUUUUGCAAGUGGCUUUAUGCCCAUGGAUUUGUAUUUUUUGAAUCACUUUAUGUCACUUUGGCCUUUGCUGCUGCUAUUAUUCAUCACGUAAGCCUUAUUUUUGAAUCCGUUUCUCUAAUAUUUGGCACUUCUCUUCUUUUAGUUGUUUUAAUCCUCCCCAGUUGGGUCAACCUGUGCGUUCUGUACUUUAGGGAUCUGUCUGAUUGAGCGUUUUAGAGGGGUUUGAAAAGGUUAAUCUGUAUCUUGAUAUGUAUUUGAGAUAUUAUAAAAAUUAAUAGUAAAAUGUUAACAUACUAUCU